This is a messenger RNA of Glycine soja, 1612 nucleotides long. Its product is annotated as thioredoxin reductase NTRB-like. Lineage: Eukaryota; Viridiplantae; Streptophyta; Magnoliopsida; Fabales; Fabaceae. The transcript is spliced from 2 exons. Gene Ontology annotation, biological process: removal of superoxide radicals. Gene Ontology annotation, molecular function: thioredoxin-disulfide reductase (NADPH) activity. The record is from RefSeq and is a predicted model, not a curated record. Gene Ontology annotation, cellular component: cytoplasm. The coding region runs from base 70 to 1182 and encodes 370 amino acids.
CAUGUAAAAAAAAAAAAGCAUAGUUUAAAAAUAAUUUUAGAUUAAAAAGGACGAAGAGCAAGGGGGGAAAUGAAAUUUAGAAUCUGCCCUAAUCAUCAUAACUGGAAGAACCUCUUAUCGAAGGCGCGAAACUUGAUCAGUGUUGGACGCGCUUCAUCCGCCGCCUUCGCCAACGCCAUGGGUGACGUUCAGAUCCACAAGACCAAACUCUGCAUCAUCGGAAGCGGCCCCGCCGCCCAUACCGCCGCCGUCUACGCCGCCCGUGCAGAGCUGAAGCCUAUCCUCUUCGAGGGCUGGAUGGCCAACGACAUCGCCCCCGGCGGCCAGCUCACCACCACCACUGACGUCGAGAACUUCCCCGGCUUCCCCGACGGCAUCCUCGGCGGCGAGCUCAUGGACCGCUGCCGGAGCCAGUCCCUCCGCUUCGGCACCGAGAUCCACACCGAGACCGUCUCCAAGGUCGAUUUCUCCGCCCGUCCUUUUAGGGUUUUCACCGAUUCCCGCACCGUCGAGGCCGAAUCCGUCAUCGUCGCCACCGGCGCCGUUGCCAAGCGCCUCCCCUUCCCCGGCUCCGGCGAUGGCCCCGAUGGCUACUGGAACCGCGGCAUCUCCGCGUGCGCCGUCUGCGAUGGCGCCGCGCCGAUCUUCCGGAACAAGCCACUGGCGGUGAUCGGCGGCGGGGACUCGGCGAUGGAGGAGGCCACCUUCCUCACCAAGUACGGUUCCGAGGUUUACAUAAUUCACCGCAGGGAUACAUUCAGGGCUUCGAAGAUUAUGCAGAGCAAGGUUAUGGGCAAUAGCAAGAUUAAGGUGAUUUGGAAUUCGGUGGUGGUUGAGGCUUUUGGGGGCGGAGAUAACAAGAGGGUGCUUGGGGGAUUGAAGGUGAAGAAUGUGGUGACUCGAGAGGUAUCUGAAUUGAAGGUUUCUGGGUUGUUUUUCGCAAUUGGGCACGAGCCCGCAACCAAGUUCUUGGACGGGCAGCUUGAAUUGGAUUCUGAUGGAUAUAUAGUGACGAAGCCGGGGACGACGAAGACCAGUGUUGAGGGAGUGUUUGCUGCUGGGGAUGUUCAGGACAAGAAGUAUAGGCAAGCUAUUACUGCUGCUGGCACUGGAUGCAUGGCAGCUUUGGAUGCAGAACAUUACCUACAAAAUGUUGGUUUACAACAAGAUAAGAGUGAUUGACUAGCUUGGGUGUGUCCAAAGAUCAGAAGAUGCUUAAUCAGAAGCAAUGUUUAAUUCCUAUAGAAGAAUGGAUGCAUCCUACCAGAAUCUUCAUUUGUGGGUUGCGACAUUCAUAUUUUUAUUGCAGAGCGAGACUUGCAUUAUUUUUUAAGCAGUGAUGCUCACGUGCACAAGUACAUGUAUUAUGAUUAUUGGGCUUAUGUUACGUGCAUUAUUGUGACGAUGCAGAGAUAUUUGCUUGCCCGGUGCAACUCAUGCAUUCAUAGACAGGUAUUGCUACCGUUCAUAGACUGCUAUGUGCUAUCCUAUCCAGUCCUUUUUUUUUAAGGGAAAAAAAAACGGUUUGCUCUUCAGGAAGGGGUAACUCAAACUAUGUUCAGUUUUUAGAUUGGAAAAUUUUAAAAGUCCAUCAACUCAAUUUGACCUGAUA